AUGGCGUAUGCCGACCCGACCAACCCGGAUGCCCUCGCGGCGGCGUUUUCCGCCGCCGACAGUCUCGGCUUCAAAAUCUUCUUCUCCUUUGACUACGCGGGCAACGGCGCCUGGCCCAAGGCAGACAUGCUUGCCCUCAUCCAGCAGUACAGUGCGCACGUGUCCUACGACUUCUACAAGGGACAGGCCUUUGUCUCGACUUGGUCCUCGCAGGGAGCCAAGCCGGCCGUGGCGACGGGGGUCAUGGAUGGGCUAUUCAGCUGGGCGGGCUGGCCCUGGGGCCCCCAGGACGUGGACGCCUCGUAUCUCCAGUAUCUGGAGUCGCGGCCGUGCAUGAUGCCGGUCUCGCUGUGGUUCUUCACCAACCUGCCCGGGUACAAAAAAAUCUGGAUGUGGCACGGGGACCAUCUGUGGCAUGAUCAAUGGCAGGAGGUCCUGUAUGUGCAACCGGAGUUUGUCCAGAUCAUCUCGUGGAACGACUACGGGGAGAGCCACUACAUCGGCCCGCUAUACGACCAUGCCAUGGAGGCCUUUGACAUUGGCGCGGCCCCCUUCAACUACGCCACGGACAUGCCCCACGACGGCUGGCGCGCGACGAUCCCCUUCUGGGCCGACAUGUAUAAGCAUGGAAUGGCCGAGGUGACCGAGGAGACCAUCAUCGCCUGGUAUCGGCUCACCCCCGGCGCGGCCUGUGCCAGCGGCCGCACCAGCAGCAACACGGCCUCCCAGCUGCAGGUCGAGUUCCCCCCGGCCGAGAUGGCCCAGGAUCGCAUCUUCUUCUCCGUGGUGCUGGGCUCGUUCUCAGGCGCCGUCGUGUCGAUUGGUGACUGGUCCCAGACGGUGGGCUGGUCCGAUGUGCCGGAUGAUGAUGUCGGCGUGUACCACGGCGAUGUCGCCAUCGGCGCCCAUCGGGGCCCGGUGACUGUGUCUCUGGUGCGGGAUAAUGUGAUUAUUGCGACGAUCGAGGGCAAGGCCGUCUCGUCGACCUGUGCAUAUGGCGUGCAAAAUUGGAAUGCCUGGGUCGGAAGUGCGUCGACAGGGGAGAGUGUGUCGGCACGACCCACCCGUCUGCUAUCCGAGCAGGUCUGCAUGAACGGCACCGGUGCGAAUAACUUUGCCGGUCUGUGUGGAUUUGCCUGUCGAUAUGGAUACUGUCCGCUAGGUGCCUGCACCUGCACGCGCAUGGGCAUCGGCUACGAGCCGCCUAACGCCACGGGCGUUAUCGGAUACCCGAUUGCGGGCGAAGACGCUAGUUACAGCGGGCUGUGCGCCUUUGACUGCAACCUGGGCUACUGCCCCGAGAAUGCCUGCGGUACGGUCGAGGUCCCGCUGAGCACGCCGACCGUCUCGCCCUUCCUGCCCCCGGCCUGUGUGUCUGGCGCAGGCGAGGGCAACCUGGCUGGGCUGUGCGACUUUGGCUGUGUCCAUGGCUUCUGUCCUAUGAAUGCCUGCACCUGCACGGGGCAGGGGGGCGCUGAAUGUCAUGGACCCCACGAGCGAUGCCGUUGGGGCCGCUGCACCGGGCUUGGACGCCACCGUCUACGGUCCUCUGUGCGAGUACACUUGUGCCUGCGGAUACUGUCCCGAAGGCGCCUGUGUCGUCGUCGAGGAUGCGGGCUCUGGGUCUGGAAAUGGACCGGGCGAUGGCGAGGUCUACGAAGCCCCGUCGAUCUGGAAUAUGCCCUCACCCGUCGUGCAAUUCCAUCAUCAGCGGUCGUCACUGAGAUCCCUGUGUGGGGAGUGACCAUCAAUGCCAGCCAGGCGCAGCCCACAGAGUUGGAAAUGACGAGCAGUAUCACCCUGCCUUAUAUGGUGUUGUCGCUGCCCCCGUUCGACGAAGAUCCCAACGCAACCAGCAUGACGGGCACGGUCCUCCCACCCCGGUAUCCAUGGUCCCAGACCACCAAGGACCCCAAGCUCAAUACUGCGACUACCACCUGGUCGUCCGGCAGUGCGACUCCAACGGCCAAUAGUGAUGACCCGGACGUCGGCAUCCCCAACAACAACAACAACAACAACAACAACGAGGACGAGGAGUGCAGCACGCGAGAGGCGGAUAUUUGCUCCAGGGUGUGUGUUGCCGGGUCCGGGUGUGAAUUCGACUGCUCCACGACCACGGGCUGUUCCGUCACGGCCUCGGCCAACAGCACCGUGGGCACGCCCGCGCUCGCCGUGGCCAUCACGCUGGAGCAAUGGCCUGAAGCGACUGACGAACCCGGUGCAGAGGUGACCAGCAUCGCCCGGUCUCUGGACUCCCGGCUCUCCUCCCUGUACGGAGACCUCACCGUCCUGACGGGAUACGGGGAUGGCGCCGCCACGCCCACCAGCACCAGUCGCGCGACCACGACGACCAGCGCGCCCCCGGACCUCCCCACCUCCCUCUCCAGCCUCCAGUUCGUGGUCUUCCUGCGCAAACCCGUCGACUCCCUGGACGACUGGACCUGGUCUGGCUACCUCCUCCCGUUGUACUACGACGAGGCGUACGUGUGCAACAACGCGUACGAGGUGGUCACAAGCACCAAUUAUCUCCCCGAUCAGACACAUGUGGACUCAGACUACGGGUAUCCAACGUAUCUGGGUCCGUUUGAGGUGCAGGAUUUGAACUGCGGGUAUGUGUCUGAAGGCCUGACGCCCGGCGACGUGCACUGCGGCACCCAGGUGGUGACGUGUCUCGAGCUGGAUGCGCUGCAUGCCCUGGGAUACCGGGGUAUACUUGGGCGGAUACGGAGUUUUAUAUGCAGGCUUGGUGUCCGAUGGGCUAAGGGCGGCGAUUUUGUACCAUAA
Messenger RNA from Aspergillus terreus NIH2624, 2784 nucleotides. Its product is annotated as glycoside hydrolase family 71 protein. The record is from RefSeq and is a predicted model, not a curated record. Gene Ontology annotation, biological process: mating projection tip cell wall disassembly. Gene Ontology annotation, molecular function: glucan endo-1,3-alpha-glucosidase activity. The transcript is spliced from 4 exons. Lineage: Eukaryota; Fungi; Ascomycota; Eurotiomycetes; Eurotiales; Aspergillaceae. Bases 1 to 2784 code for a protein of 927 amino acids.